This is a messenger RNA of Racocetra persica, 790 nucleotides long. The record is from the annotation of a GenBank genome assembly. NCBI's taxonomy places the organism in Eukaryota, Fungi, Glomeromycota, Glomeromycetes, Diversisporales, Gigasporaceae.
CAAUGGCAAAAAGGAAGUAAACAUUUGCUCGCUUAGAGAAGAGGGCUUUUCUAAAAAAAGUGGAGUAUAUGACGAAGUUGAAGUUCGCAGCCAAUUGCAUGAACUUUUUCCCAGAGCAGCAGAAGGACUUUUUGCGAGCAACGAAAAAGAUGGUCCUUGGGAAGACAAAAUAGGGCGACAUAUCCAAUCAAAAUUAGACCAUGAUACAUAUAAACCAGUGAAAGAAGUUGAUGUGGAAAUAAUUGACGGCCAAGACGGCAAUAUGUAUCUUUAUGUGGGUGAAAAAAAUGAUAAUGGUGGAAGGGAGAUUAAAAUUGGCAUUACUAAAAGCGAAGGAGGAAUGGCAAAGAAAUUGACCGCACCGCCAGGGAUUAUGCCGAAAAUAUUUGGAAGAAUUGCGGGAACGCCUAACCAAAAAGACCCCGAACAACAAAAUUAUCAUAAAAUUAUUGAAAAACUACCCACUCAAUCUCUUUCUUUAAGUGAAUUACAAAAUAAUAAUACUAAUUCAAAUUCUAAUAAAGACAAUAAAAGUCUCUAUAAGGGUCUAGCAAUUGGGGCUGUUGUAGUUGUCUUAAUAACCGGACUAAUUGCUUAUUGGGGCGGUUCGGCGGCUACUAAUUGUAGCCAUAAAUCUUACAAUCCUAACAACCUGGGAGUAAAAAUAUUCGGCGGUCAGUCGGUGAAAAAAGGCAGCAUAAUUAUUCGCCAACGUGGAACCAAAUAUAAAGAAGGUCAAGGAGUAUUUUUGGGUAGGGAUUAUACCAUUCACGCUCAAUAUGACGGAGUG